Molecule: messenger RNA, 3150 nt
Organism: Brachypodium distachyon (stiff brome)
Lineage: Eukaryota; Viridiplantae; Streptophyta; Magnoliopsida; Poales; Poaceae
Product: U-box domain-containing protein 4
Exons: 5
Coding region: 361-2844 (827 amino acids)
Biological process (GO): protein ubiquitination
Cellular component (GO): cytoplasm; nucleus
Molecular function (GO): protein binding; ubiquitin-protein transferase activity
Source: RefSeq, a predicted model, not a curated record
CCCAUCUGUUUUUUCUCAGAAUCUCCAUUUCUCUUGCUUCUUCUCAACCUACCCGCACGACCGCCGUCGCCUGCCGCCUCGACCAGCUCCGGCGCUGCCUCCUCUACCGCCGCCCCGACACCUCUCUCAACCGCCGUCGUCUCCGCCUCCAACAGCCGCUUCCGUCGUAUCAACCGCCGUCCUCAACCGCCGCCUCCGUCAGCCGCCGCUGCCGCAUCAGCAGCCGCGGCCUUCCUCAACCGCCGACUCCGUCAGCCUCCGCUGCCGCGUAUACCGCCGACUGCGGGCUCCCCUCGACGCGGGGCGCCGGAUCCACUUCGCCUUCCGGGUGCCAUCGCCGCCCCGUCCAGAUCCGGGUUGAUGGAGAAUUUCUCCCCGAGUACUUUGCUCAACAGUAUCUCACAUCUUAGCGUCUUAACUUCUGAUGGCUCUACCGCAAGACCCAAACCUAUUCAGAAGUACUGCCAAAAUGUAUGUGAUAUCUCAAGCAUUGUGAGCCCUCUCAUAGAGGAAAUAUGCAAGUCUCCUGACGAGCAACUCAAUGAGGUGUUAAGGGAUCUUGACACUGCUAUCAAUGAAGCAUCAGGGCUUAUUGGGAACUGGCAACAAACGACCAGCAAAAUAUAUUUUGUUUGGCAAAUUGAAUCGGUGAUCUCAGAUAUUCAGGGAUGCUCCCUUCAGCUGUGCCAGCUUGCUAAUUCUCUGUUACCUUCUCUAACUGGUUGCGCCUGCAUCUGUAUUGAGAAACUCCAAGAUAUAAAUUAUGAGCACAUGUUUGAUUUGGUGAAAGAGGUUGCAAUAGAGCUAACUAUGGGGACACAAAGUCAUGAGAAUCUGUUGAAAGUAUCGGUUGCAUUGAGCCUCUCAACUAACCUUGAAUUAUACAUGGAAGCUGUUUCCCUUGAGAAUCUCAAAGCAAGGGCAAUACGCAGUGAAAACCGUGAAGAACUGGAUCUAGUUGAGCAGAUGAUCCCAAUGGUCAAUUAUAUGCAUGAGCGCCUUCUCAGAGAAACAAAAUUGCUUAGCAACUACCCGGUGUCCGUUCCUGGUGAUUUUUGUUGCCCACUUUCCCUGGAGCUGAUGUCUGAUCCUGUUAUUGUAGCAUCUGGUCAGACCUAUGAGCGGGUUUAUAUCAAGUUGUGGCUUGAUGAGGGUUUUACUAUCUGCCCAAAGACACGGCAAAGGCUUAGUCACUCCAAUUUAAUCCCUAACUACACCGUGAAAGCUUUGAUAGCUAACUGGUGCGAGUUGAAUGACAUUAAGCUACCUGAUCCUGUGAAAUCCUUGAAGCUGAACUUUCCUUCAGCAGCCUCCUCCACUCAAGAUUUGAGCGCCACAGGCAACAGCCCUCUACAUCCUAGUGUAGCUAGGGGUAAUAAUAUUCCUGGGUCCCCAGAAACUGAAAUAUAUAUGAGAAGCUUGAAUAGAGCUUCUCCCCCCAGUGUGGUCCAUCAGAACUUUGAUGCAUCUGUGAAUCGCCCUGGUCAUGAGACCUCCACUAAUCAAUCUUCAGAAUACACAAAUGGCUCCGCAGAUAUUGCAAGGUUAUCUCUUGCAAGUUCUGAAGCAAGAGAUAGUUUGGUAGAAAGACAAGCUGGUUCUCACCUACAAACUUCAGAACAAUCAACAGAGGACACAUUUCAAGCAUCUGACGUGAACAUGGAUUCACGUGACCAUGUAGGCAGUUCAUCAAUGAAUGGUAGUCUUCCCAAUAGCGGCCAACUUGAUGGGGAAUGUGACGUCAACAAUGGGGUGAUGAGAGUCCCAAGUGAUAGGACAAAUUACAGUAGCGAUGCAUCUGGAGAGGUUGCAGAUGGUGGGCCUGCAGCCUCUUCUGCUCCUCAAAGGGAAAAUUUAAUCCUACCAAGAUUGGGUGAUGUCCGCAUGAGAGGGCAAUUUGUUAGGCGGCAAUCAUCUGACAGAGGAUUUCCCAGAAUAUCUUCCUCAUCCAUGGAUUCUCGGAGUGAUCUUUCUGCCAUUGAGAAUCAGGUUCGUAGGCUAAUCGAGGAUUUGAGGAGCGAUUCCAUCGAAGGCCAGAGAUCAGCAACAUCAGAGAUUCGCCUUCUUGCUAAGCACAACAUGGAAAACAGGAUUGUCAUUGCAAAUUGUGGGGCUAUAAACAUGCUGGUUGGUCUUCUUCAUUCACCAGAUGCCAAAAUCCAAGAAAAUGCAGUGACAGCCCUCCUCAAUUUGUCAAUCAAUGAUAACAAUAAGAUUGCCAUUGCAAAUGCUGAUGCUGUUGAACCUCUCAUCCACGUCCUUGAAACAGGGAACCCUGAAGCUAAAGAGAAUUCCGCAGCUACUUUAUUCAGUCUCUCAGUUAUUGAAGAAAACAAAGUGAGAAUUGGACGAUCUGGUGCCGUCAAGCCUCUUGUAGACUUGCUGGGAAACGGGACCCCACGAGGAAAGAAAGAUGCAGCUACUGCAUUGUUUAACUUAUCCAUACUCCAUGAGAACAAGGGUCGUAUUGUGCAAGCUGAUGCUGUGAGGCACCUAGUUGAUCUUAUGGACCCUGCUGCUGGAAUGGUUGACAAAGCUGUUGCUGUCUUGGCAAAUCUUGCUACCAUACCAGAAGGGAGGACUGCAAUUGGGCAGGCACGCGGCAUUCCAUCCCUUGUUGAAGUUGUUGAACUGGGUUCAGCAAGAGGGAAGGAAAAUGCUGCCGCGGCAUUGCUUCAGCUUUGCACAAACAGCAACAGAUUCUGCAGCAUAGUUCUUCAAGAGGGUGCUGUGCCCCCUUUAGUUGCACUGUCACAGUCAGGAACGCCGCGAGCAAGAGAAAAGGCGCAAGCUCUUCUCAGCUACUUCCGCAGCCAAAGGCAUGGGAACUCAGCUAGGAGAUGAUCUUACCAGAAAUUUUUGUAGUGUACAUUAAGCAUCUCCUUGGGUUUCUAAAAUGGUAGCUGGUUAUCGCCAGUUGAUGUUAUGUACUGUCUAUAGUCAGAUUGAGAUUGUGCCCGUCUCAUGCAACUUCUGGUGGGCGUGCUUGGUUGUCGUCGUGGUGUUGAGAUGUUGUAUGUUUCGGAUGUUAUUCUUUGUACAGCUUGUCCAUCGGUAUCUAUUCUGCCGUGGUUUUGUUAUGUACAUCCUGUUAGCUGGCUGACAUUCUGGUUGUUUCAGUGCUUGUUAUCUCAAGUUAAUAUUGCCUCA